GCGGUUUUUCUCCGCAGUGUCCACAAAAGUGCAAGCAUUGUCAAUUGAACCAUUGACUAGAGCUUUGAGGAAUGGAAGAAAAAGAAGAAGGUGAAAUUUCCUUAGAAGAUGUAAGUUCGUCGGAAGAUAUAAAUUUAAAUAAUCAUCGAAAAAAAAAAUCCAGAUCACAUAAAAAUAAAUCAUCUAAAACAAAAAUGGGUGAUAGACGAGUCGAAGUUGAUAUUCCUUCUCAAGAUGCAGCUUGCGGUAAGGAAAAUCGUCAAUGCUCCAACGGCUUUGUUGCAUCAGAUCAUAGGAUAAUCAUUAAACGAGAAGAUUCGAAAGAUGGGUUUUUACCAAUAUCUAGCGAUGAAGAUACAGAACUUAUCAGUAUGCCCGGAAGUUCAAAGCAAUAUCUUAUCCGAACAGGGCAGAAAAAAAGACGAAAAAAAAAAAAGAAAAAAACAACAGGAGCAAGAAUGCUAACAAUGGAUGAUUUAGAAUCUGAUGUAGUUGUUGGUGUAAGAAUUGCAGAUGACAGAGAUAUUAUUCCACCACCAAGAAUUUAUAAUGCACCACCGGUAAUUUACAACGAUAUGCGUAAAUCAACAACUCAUCAAUCCUGUUUUCAACCUUCUCAAUCUUCAAGACAACGUUAUCGUUCUCCAAUUAAAUCAUCAUACAGAUCUCCAAUCCAUCAUUCACGUUCACCAUCACCACGUCGAAGAUCACCCCGUAAAUUUUUACCACCCGCUAAACCAUCAACUUCUUCGUUACCACCUAAACAUUGUCCACACAAAGUUUCACCAGCUAGAUGUUAUAAUGAAACGUACAAUUCAUCUUUAUUGAAAAAAGUCAAAGAAUAUGAUACUACAGCAAUUACUCCAGCAAGACAAAGUCGACAUAAAGAAUGUUCAUUGAAGGACAAGUUAAGUAACAUGGGUAAAUUACAUUCAGAUUCAAAAGGAAGUGAUAAUAAUAAUCGUAAAGAAAUAAAUGACAUAAAAAAAGACAUUGAUGAGGAAGAUAUUGACACUUUACGACGUCUUGCUUUGGAUACAAAACAUUCUAAAUGUGAUGAUGAGCAACAAAUAAACCAUGAUGAUAAUUCAGCAGGAUCUGAUGAAACACCAACUCUUUCUUUCAAUAGUAAUGAUCACAAUGUUGAAGAAUUACAAUUACGUGCUGAUGCACUUAGAACUGCGGUAAUAAAUAAAUUUAAUUUAAGAAAAAAGAAGGGAUUAAUAAAAAAACGAGAUAAAGAAGUGAAAAGUGAAGUUACUUAUGAUGAUAGUCUGUUGAAUGAUGUAAUUGAUAAUUGUGAAGAAAUAUAUUCACCUGCAGCUUCAACUGCACAUAAUGGAGGUAGUGAUAUUGCUGACAUGGAGUUAGACUCUGAUUUAGAACGGGAGAAAAUAAAUUCUCAACCUUAUUCUCCUUAUUCACCAACAGACGUGAUAUUAGGAGAUACAUUUGUUAAUGGACAUUCAAAUGAUUUAGAAGACAAUAAAAAUGGAAUUAUUGAUCUUGAAACUCCUUAUUCACCAUCUGAUCCAACAGAUAUGUCAGCUCACAAAUUUUCACCAAUUAAUAAAUUUAAUUAUCCUACUCCUGAAAUGAAUUUCACAAUACCCGUGAUUCCCGAUCCUACAAAAUCUUAUUUACCAACUUCUAAUCCUACUAUCCAUAAUAUAGAAUCAUCUUUAUCUUCUUCAAGUGUUCCAAUGAUCAAUAAUUCAAUAACAUCUACUACUUCAAAUGAUCCAAUAAAAAACAAUAUAAGUUCAGCUUUUAAUGAUUCACGUACAGUGCAUCCAAAUUCACUUAUUUCUAAUCAUAGUAUAUCAAAUAAUCUAUCAGUGCCAUUAGAACAAAUAAAUUCACAAUUACCAGUGAAUUUAACUCAUUCUUAUCAAGUAUUAUCUCCACUUCAAAGCUCAAUUAUUCCAAAUACAUUAGAAUCAAUUCAACGACCGGAUACGGUAAUACAUUUAUCAAUUCGUGGAGCUAAGAGAAAAGAUGAACUGUAUGAUGAAGUUAUUCGUGAUCUUGAAGAAGAUUAUGGUCCUAUUUGCCGUGAUGAUACUUCUGAUAGUAAUAAAGAUACAAAUAAAAUGUCUGCACACGUAAAUAAAUUGGUACCAGUCCCAAUUUUAAGAAUAAACAAACAUUUGCAACAACCAUUACCACCGAAAAAAAUUGAUAAUAAUCCGGUAAAAGUAUUUAAAAGCGCAGAAAUGCAACCUGUUGAUGUUAAUCAAUCUGUUAAAACUAAUGCUACAUUUAAACCAAUUAAGCUUCCACAGGUUGUUAAAAAACCAUUAGCAUCAACUUCUGCAGAAGCUUUUUACAGUUCUUUAAAUGAUGAUACAAGUAUUGAAUUGCCAAGUGAACAAAGUAAUGGUAGAACAACUCAAAGUUUAAAAAUUUCUGAUGAACCAUCUAAUGAUACUAAUGCGGACAAAGAAUUAGAAACGGUAGUAGAUCAAUCCAAAAGAAAACCUGGAAGGCCUAAAACACCAGCUAAGAAAAGUAUAACUACAAAAAAGACUAUUAAUGCUACUUAUGCUAUGACCACUAGUACUACUUCAAUUUCAUCUAAUAAAAUAAAAUCUUUGAAUGAUAGAAACUUCAAUAAAAAAUAUUCUAAAGAUAGUGACAGUUCAAAAAAAGAACAAAUAAAUAAUAUUAAGAUUAUAGAAGAGCCAAAAAAAUCAGAUUCAAUAACAAAACGUGUGACAAGUAGUAAUAAAUUAGAUAAAAAAUCCGAUGAAAAUUCCAAAGAUAAUAAUGUUUUAAAUAAAAGUAAUGAAGUUAUAAAACAAAAAAAAGAUAACUCUAAUAAUAAAGUCUCAAAAGUUAAAAAUAUAAAAAAAUUAGGAACUUCAUCUACAAAAGAAACUGGUAAAAGUUUAGAUACUGAUAAAUUUUUAAGUGGAAAAAAAUCUAAUGAAAAAAAACGGCGAUCAAGUUUUGAAGAAGAAGAAUUGCGGGCAUUAGCAUUAGCAUCAUUACCAAAACGACUUAAAUUAUCUGAAUCUUCGAGUUCAAACAAUAAAGAAUCGGAUUCUACUAAAGACUUAUCAAAAGAUAAACUUAUAUCAGAAAAAAUUAACGAAACUAUUGUUAAAGUAUCAACAACAAAUAAUUUACCUGCUACAAAUACAAUACAAAAUCGUGAAAAACAAAUAAGUUCGAAGAUUAAUGUACCAUCUGAUAAGAUACUAAAUGAACCAGUUCCAGCUAGUAAACGUCCAAGUACAACAAAUAUUCAAGCUCCACUUAAGAAAAUAAUUAAAAAAUCAAUUCAACCAACUGAUAAAUCUACUGCUGAAUCUAUUCAAAGCACAAUAGAUUCAGUGAUACAAAAUAAAAUAGUUCAUAACCAAAAGAAAAUAGCUUCAUUACUGCAACAGAGUAAUAUCUUUAAAAACAAUGCAAAGAUCAACGAUCCAGUUGAGCUGCCGACUUCGAAAAUAACAUCGUCAAAGAAGAUACAACGAAUGGUGAUAAAUCUUGGUGAAGAUUCAGAUACUGAUACUGAUUCAGAAACAACAUCAACGACAACAUCAAAACCAAGUAACUUUAAAACUCCUACUGCAAAACCUACUAAACCUUUAUCUAUACCUACUACAGAGUUUGAAAAAAGUCUCGAGGAAUUUUUACGAUCCCAAAGAGAAAAAACAGAAGCUACUGCGUCAAAAUCAUCUAAUUCUACAUCCAAUAAGACAUCAGAUCUUAACAAAACACCACAAGCUAUGCGUCAUUUACCACCUAAUAAGCAAGAAGAAUAUCGACGUCUUAAACAGCGAGUCGCAGAACUGGAAAAAACAAAAAAUCUUACUAAUGAAAAACGAUCGCAAAAUGUUGAAAAGUCUGCACCUGUUGUCAAACCUACAGAAUCAAUUUGUUCUACAAAGAAUCAGCCAAAAAAAGCUUUAAAAACUUCGGUUUCUCAAAAAACUUCAACAACUGUAAUUGCUUCUACUUCUACUACUAAAUUGUCAACUUCAGUAACUAAUAAUAACUUAUCAAGUAAUUCAAGUGAUUCAUCAUCGAAAAAUGAAGAGAAUCGAUUAAAAAUAAUUGCCAAUUGUACUCAAGAACUUCUUAAAAACAUUCCUAGAGCGAGUUCUAAAAUUCAUUCUUUGUUCAAGGCUAAUGAUGAUGUUAAUGAUGCGACUGUUGAUAAUUUAACAGAUCAAACAAUUGCUCAAACUCUAGAUGUAAAACCUAAUACUGCAGAACUUACUAGUAGUAUAACUGAAACUGUUACUAGUGCAGCUGAUAAUGAUUCAUUCGAAUAUAUUAAUCAUUUAAAUGAUCCUAUGUCAGAAUCAUUUACUUUCGAAGAACAAAAAGUUGAUCCAAAUAUUAUUGCGAGUGUUUCUGAAACAGCUGUCGUGCCAUCUAAUGUUAUAAAUUGGCCGACAAUGAUUACAGAAAAUUCGUCAGUCAAUAAUACUUUAGAAAACCUUGUUAUUCAAAUUUCAAAUACUCGUGAUGUUGGUUUACCACAACGUAGACAAGUAAGUAUUAUUAAAAAAGACAAGGAUCAAUCAGAAGAAGUAAAUUCUCCAAAAACUACUGCACCAUUCCUAAGAAUUUUAACGGCCGAUCAGUUGAAUAUGCGAGCUAAUAAUGUACAAGAAACUGAUCAAAAACAAGAAAAUCCUAUACUCAAUAAUAAUAAUAAUAAUAAUAAUAGAAUUCAUAUUAGUGAACCACAAAUUAUUGAUAAUAAUAAUACUAAUGUAUUUAUGAAUCGUGGUAAUAAUAAUUUAAUUGAUAAUAUAACAAUUGAAGAAACUAAAAUAGAUAUAAAUAUUGAGGCUGAAGAAAGAUUUAUUUCAACUAACGAAUCAAACGAAAAUUCUGAGUCAUCUUCAAUUAUUGCUCCUAAAAAUGAGUCGGUAAAUUCUGAUACAAGUAGUUUAUUAGAGUCAACUAUUAGAUUAGAUAAUUUACAAUUAGAAAAUCUAGAAGCUACAGAAGCAUCAUCACUUAAUGAAAAUCAUAAUCGAAUAUUAACGGUACAAGAAUUAUCGGAAAAAAUAAAUGCUGAAGUUAUAGCUGAAGUUGAACAAUAUAAAAAUCUUCCUUCAGAACAACAACGAAUUAAAUUUACAACGAUGGAACAGGAAUUAUCUGAGAAAAGACAAAUGCGGCUGGAUGCGUAUAACCGUUUGGCUGGAGGUCUUCAAGAACUUGAAGUUGAACGUGAAGUUCAAUCACAAUUAUCUGCUGAAGUAAAAAGAUUGCGUUCAGAAUUAAAGUUAGCUGAAGAACGAUUGAAAACGCAACAAGACAAAGUAUCUAGUAUAACUUCGGAAGUAUUGAGUAAUCAAAAUACAGUUAAUAAUCGAAGGCUUGAGUGUAUUAAACAUACGCGUAUUUGUACUGAAAUGGGAUUAUUUAUUAUAGGAAAAGAAUACAAAGUACCGCCUGCUGGAAGUCAAUCAUCAUUGGAAGCAGUCAAAGAAGUUGCAAGUCGUAUAAAAAAAUUAGCUAAGAAAAAAGUUUCGACGGGUGAUAAUGAUAGUUAUCAACAGUCUACUGAUAAUACGUCAGAAACAUCAUCAAUAGAUAGUUCAAAUAAUGAUAGGUCAGAUGCUCAAAUUCAAUUGGAUCAGACUAAUAUAAUAACAAAUGAACAAAAUUCAACUGAUAAUACUAAAUCAACUGAAGAAUCAACUUUAAUAAAAAUUGAAAAUUUGGAUAGUCAAGAAUUAUUAGAACCAUUGCCAGUUAAUUCUGAUACAUCACAAAAUUUAGUGAUUAAUCAAGAAGACUCAACUACUGUGAGUGCAGUUAACACAGAUUAUCAAACAUCUAUCAAUGAUUCAGUAACUAUUAAAACUGAAGAUCCUACUGAUGAAAAAUUAGAAACGGCAUCGUCUAAGUCUGCAUCGAGUUCAAAAUCUGUUAAAAAUAAAUCAAAAAAAAAAAAAAAUAAUAAUACUUAUGAUAGUAAUAUAAAUUAUGAAGAGACGCCUAUUAAACAAGAGAUUAUAGAUAUUGAAUUAGAAUCGCUACCAGUUGAUUCUGAAUCAAAUAUAUCUUAUCCAAAUUUAGAAAAUGAAUUGAAUCAAAUAGAAAUGAAUUUUAUUGCUAAAAAUGAAGUAGACAAAGAACUGGAUGAUUAUAAUGAACUUGAGUCCCGUUUAACUCCAAUUGAUCCAACAUUACCUGAAGAAUCUUGUCCAAAUGAACCGACUACUACGAAAUUGAUACAAGAAAAUAUAAACUCUAUUCAACCCAAGACUGAAGAAAAAACUGAUCCUUCAAUUGACACUACAUUACCAGUAUUUUGUAAUACACCUGUUCAAACCUCUUCAUUAAUUCGGCCAGCUGUACAUACUGCUCAAUUUAGUGCUUCCCUUAGCAAUACUAUGGAGUUUGAUGAGACAAAACCCGAAGUAAAUAUUGAAAGUUCAUCAAAGACGCGGGUAAAUUAUUUACCAGAUAGACGUAAAGACAAUGAUAAAAAUAAACCGACACAACCAGUACAAUCUUAUGAGUCAAUUUUACCAGCAUUUAAUCCAACUAGAAACUUGGAUCCAAAUGCAGUUUUGUGUCCUUACGAAUUGAAAGGAACGUGUAAGGACGACGCUUGUAUAUACGCUCAUCUUAAUCGCAGACCCACAUCGUAGCAUUUAUCGCUACAAAUAUGAGAGAUUUCAACUAUUUUUUGAUACAUACAUUAGUGACUUUAAUUAUAGAAGAUGAUAAUUUUGUACUUAAUAAUCCGGCGAUUCCGAUUCUGGACCGAUUAUCUAUCAGUCUGCGGAUGGUAAGUUGUCUUUUUCAGGAACAAACAAACAAACAAACAAACAAAAAAAGUUGAUCGGAUUAUUUUUAGCAGAAUUAUAUUCAGUGAAUAUAAAAUCAUAUUUAAAGAUUAAGAAAGAAAAAUUAUUUUUGUUUUAUAUAAUUUUUUUUUGUUAUUUUUCAAACGUGCUCAUUAUUAACGAUGAAAUUUUUUUUUUAUUUCACGAAGAUGUGAAAAGAGCUUUUAUAUAAAACGUUCGUGCAUAUUAUAUAUAGUUUAUAAAACAACGUAAAUAUUAACAUAAGAAGUAUCAGAGACAAAGUGUAUAAAAAUAUUUUAAAAUUUUAAGUUACAUGAAUAAUCUAAAGAUCUAAGUAUAUCGAUAAAUAUCAACUUCAUUAGACUCGUUGGAAUAGAAUAGUGUUUUUGGAUAGUGUAAAUAUAUAACGUAUAUACCUCAUAAAAUACACGUUCUGUACCUGUGUAAUAAAGUUGAAUAUUUUUUU
Microplitis demolitor is the source of this 7257-nucleotide messenger RNA. Its product is annotated as probable serine/threonine-protein kinase DDB_G0282963. Gene Ontology annotation, molecular function: metal ion binding. The record is from RefSeq and is a predicted model, not a curated record. Lineage: Eukaryota; Metazoa; Arthropoda; Insecta; Hymenoptera; Braconidae. The coding region runs from base 72 to 6632 and encodes 2186 amino acids. The transcript is spliced from 8 exons.